Coccinella septempunctata (seven-spotted ladybird) is the source of this 1825-nucleotide messenger RNA. RefSeq lists its product as uncharacterized. The transcript is spliced from 2 exons. The record is from RefSeq and is a predicted model, not a curated record. Gene Ontology annotation, molecular function: catalytic activity. Bases 613 to 1572 code for a protein of 319 amino acids. NCBI's taxonomy places the organism in Eukaryota, Metazoa, Arthropoda, Insecta, Coleoptera, Coccinellidae.
AGUUGUCUCCAAUAAUACACAGAAGAUGGCGCAAAUGGCGGUGAAAAUGAACCCCAUUACAGAAAUAAAUCGAGGUUCACAGAAGAUGUCUCAAAAAACUAACCUAAAUGUCUUUGACAGUAGGAGUAAGCAAAGACAGACAAUGCAAACAAAUCAAAACUCCAGUCAACAAGAACAGACAACAAACGAAGAUAAUAAUUUUACUAAAGUUACGUACAAAAAAAUGAAACAGGUCAGGAAAAACAUCGGAACAGGAAAGCAGAGUAAAGGUUUCUCAGGUCAAGAGAGAAAAGUAUGGUUGUAUAUUUACAGAGUGAAAAGAAGUACAACGACUGAAAUUAUCGAAGAGUAUCUAUCUACCAAGGAGGGAUUUCAAGAAGUGGAAAUAAUGGUAACAGAAAUUCCUUCAGAGGAGAACCGACUCAAAAGAUUUGUCUUGUCUGCCCCACUUGAAAAGAAAGAGGAACUCUACAAACCCGAGUUUUGGCCAUCCGACGUUGGCAUAAAACGUUUUGAUUUUUCAAAACACAAAGACCUACUCCAAGAAGGUGCAAAUUUUUUAUAGAACACUCUGAAUCUCAGUCAGAUACCCAGCGGAAGGAGAAAAGCAUUAUGGUAAAAAAAGCAACGAUAAUUCAUCAAAAUGUGCAGUCAAUUGGUAUUUGUGUUAACAGACUGGAGAAAUUCCUGCAUGAUUUCCCUGACUGUAUAAUUCUCUGUGUCACGGAGCACUGGAAGACUGAAACCCAGUUAACAAAUUAUGGUAUUGCUGAUUUCUAUUUGGCUGAGGCUGUAUGUCGUCAAGUUGAAAACCAACAUGGGGGAACUGCCAUUUUUGUGAGGCAUAGUAUAAACUUCAAGAGGCUUUCAAAAAUCACUGAAUUAUCGAAGUUAGGAAUCUGUGAAUGCAGUGCUUGUGAAUUCAACAUCAAUGGUGAGAAGACCAUCGUUCUGUGUCUGUAUACUCCUGGUGGAGUAGUAGACGAUUUUUUGAGUUGUCUGGAGAGGAUUCUGGUGGGUCUGGUUUCUUUCAUUGGUCAUAUCAUCCUGGUAGGUGAUUUCAAUAUCCAUAUGCACAAAAAUGAUAAAAAUAAAGAAAAAGAUCUCCUAUUUUCCCUAUUGAGCUCUUACAAUUUGUACCCACUUAUUAAUGAUUACACCAGAAUUACGAACACCUCAAAGUCCCUUAUUGACAACAUUUUUGUGAAUCGAGAGAAAGAGUAUGUAGCAAAAGUUCAUCAUAACCAAAUUUCCGAUCACUCUGCACAGAGUGUCAGUUACCCCUAUCUAAAAAUCAAUGAUUUUGUUCUCAGGAGAGUAUUCAAUGAAUGCAAUAGGGCAGAUUUUAAGAACAGACUCAGCGGUGCAGAUUGGUCCAAGGUUUAUGAGUCAACUGAAGCAAAUGAAGUUUGGGGAAAGUUUUACAGUAUCUUUCGGCAUUAUUUUGAUCUUAGUUUUCCAGUGAAGACAAUAAAACUGGGAAAGAAGCCUCCAAAACAAAAUAUGAUGGAUCCUGAAAUACAAGAAUACAGCAAUAUAAAGAUGCAAAAAUCGCAUAUGAGAAGAUGCUAGCAAGAAAAAAGGGUGCAUAUUACCAACACAAGAUAGAGCAAUCUGAUAAUAAAUCUAAAACAACAUGGGCGAUAAUAAAUAGAAUAAAGGCCGGAUCAGAUGCUCCUAGAGAUACACAAGUGGAUGGUGAGGGAGUGGAAAUUGCAGACAGAUUCAAUCAAUACUUUUUAAAUUCUGCAAUGAGCAUGGUGCCUAAUUCAAUUGAAGAGAAUCAUGUUCCUUAUUUCCAACAAGCAGAUAAGUCCAUGUUUUU